UAACAUAUUAUCGUAAAGAGUAAAUUGCUCUCAAAGUUUAGGGUCCUCUAUAAUUUUAGGAAAAAGAAAAGAAAGCGAAAGCGUACAAGAGACGGCUUUGUGAUUUCUGUAACAUCAGUUGAACUCGUUCAGCCCAGUCCGUAUAUUAGUAUAUAUAGACACAAUGGCGGCAAAAAACUGAAAAAGCCUCAUCCGUUCCAACUGAAAUUUCGUUCUCUUCCAUUCGCCAUUUGAAAUUUUAGGCAUCCAUGAUUCCCACCUAGUUCUAUCAAUAAUUCAUAUUAUCGUUCUCUAGUUUAUAAUUUUGUUUUCGGAAAUGGAGAAAUCACAAUCGGGAGGGAACAUCUUCAGCCUUCGAAUCGUGUCUAUCGAUUAUUACAUGGCGCCUCCCAUUCCCGACCUCGACAUUAGUUACAGUAGUUUCCAAGGUGGGAAGGUGAAUGAAGUUCCAGUAAUAAGGAUUUAUGGAUCCACUCCGGCUGGCCAGAAGACUUGCUUACACGUUCACCGGGCUUUACCAUAUUUCUAUGUGCCAUGUUCAGAUGCUUCGCUUAGAACACAGGAGGAAGGUAAUGUAUAUGUACAUACUGUGGCCCUUGCUAUUGAGAAGGCCCUAAAGCUUAAAGGUAGUUCUGGAUCAAAAAGACAGCAUGUGCAUGGUUGCAGCCUUGUGCGGGCAAGGGAAUUUUAUGGCUACCAUUCACCAGAGGAACUGUUUGUGAAGAUAUACCUACUUAUACCUAUCUGGGAGGAGGAGUUUGAAAGAACAGGCAUGUGUCAAACCUCAAUGUCUCCUGAUCCAAGCAAACCACUUCCUGAAAAUGUUUUGAGAACUCUUUUGCAUGGGCUUGAAUUUGAAAACACUCUCCUAGAUCUUUGUGAGAAAGCAGAGAAUUUAGGACAAGAUAUUCUGUUGGAGGAGAGUGAAAAGUUUGUGCAGUCUAUUAAAUCCUUGGCAGAGGUGGGGAAUGCAGUUGAAUCUCUGGAUCAGACAAGUCCCAAUAAUUCUAAGAAAGAAUCUUCAAAGUGUGAAAAGGAUGGAGAUACAACUGUAGGCCUGGCUCAGAUAUCACAAGGAUCUACCAGCAAAUAUGACAAUUAUGGCAUGCCUUCCUCGGAGGGGGAUGCAGGACCUGACGUAUUUCCAGUCAAUCAGAAAGCAUUGGCAUCUGAAAUGGCUGAAGUGUUAGAUGCGAAGGUUGUAGAUGAGGAGGCACUGGGGCUUCUAAGGUGGCUUGCCUCCUCCCAAGCUGCAGAAGAUUUGAACACUGAUGAUUUACUUGUUCAUGAGUCCAUUCUGAGUCCCUUGUUGCCUAAAAAAUCCAUUGAUAAGUUUAUGGAAAAUGCUAAUUUUGUUUACGAGAAUGAAUCCCAACAAGAGUGUCAGGACAUUCUUGAUUCAGUUGAGGAUAUAGUUGACCUUGAAGAUUUAACCAACAGUGCUGCCCAUUCUACACAUCAUAACCAUUUACCACAAACAUCAUCAGCAGACAUCAUUCCUCAGGUGGAUGGCUUGUAUGACGAUCAAUUCACAACUCCUGCUAGUGAUACAGCCGAAGGGCACAACUGUGAAUUGGAGAGAUCUUCUUCAGACCAGGUUGUGCAAGAUACUCUAAUAUGUCCUGCUGAUGGAAAAAUGAAAAAACCAUUGCGAGGCUCUUUGACCUUUACUACACCACAAAAGGUGAAUACUGAUUUGCAGUCUUCCAGUUUUAAUUUGACUGAUCUAUGUAGCAGUAAGACAAAAGAUGGCAAACAUACCAAUUCUUUGGCCAGAAUCACAGCAGGAAAAUGUUCUGAUGCUUCACUGUCGAAUUCGGACAGAGAUAUUUUUAAUUUUAGGGAAGGAAACAUGCUUACUGAAUGUUCUGUGAGGGAAUUGAUGAGAAAAAAGCGACGCUACCGGAUCGGACCAUCUGAAAACAGAAGUUGUACAUUUAAGAAGGCCCUUUUGGAGGAGCCAAAAGCGGAAAAGCAAAAAGAAGAGACAUCUCUCUAUCCAAAGCGGCUGGCGUUUCAUGCAAUGGAAGAAGAUGAACAAGUUAUGAUGCCCCCUGAAACUCCCAGUAUGAAUCCUUUUUUUACUGACCAGCAAGGAGAAGUUUGUGUGAGGAACUCUUCUAUGAAAACUCAUGCGGCAGAGGGGCUGGAGCAAACAGAGGAUGUCAGUUCAAUCUGUUUGGCAAGUUCUUCUGUAGAACAUACGAGGUUCUGUGAAGGUGGUCACAUUGUCAGAAACAAUCUGGUUGGUGCUACCAUGGAAUUUGCACCUUAUAUGUGUUCUGAGAAUCUUCUGAAUACAAAUAAUUCAGCCGCUGCCAUUAUCCUGCAGAAUGAGAAUGGUGGUGCUAAAGAAGAAGAUGCUCCAACUUGUUUACCUUUGCCAGACAAGUCAUUGUCGACAGUCACUGACUGUGCAAAAAGACAUAUAGAGUAUAUUGAGAUGGCCUUCAAAAAUAAACCCCCUACUAUAGAAUGGACAGACGGGAUAUCUGAGGAUCCUCCACCAGCUGCUAGUUUGCAUGAUCGUGAUCUUCCUGGGGUCAUGGAAAAUUAUGAAGGAACAAUGCAUUGCAAAUCCAAUUUACUGGAUGUUAAAGGGGUAGAUGAAAAUGAACUCCUCCCAUUUUUUGUGGACAACUACCAAGAAGAGAAAGAAGCCAAUCACAAAUCUUACAGAAAUACUGAACUCAAUCUUCAUCAAGAAACUGUUCUGGGUGUCCCUACACACUAUCAAAAUGAUGGGUCUUUUCUAUACUUAUUGACGCCUAUAUUUUCACCGCCAUCUGUGGACUCUGUUCAUAAAUGGCUAUUGUAUAAUGUGACAGGUACCUUGGGAGAGAAAUCCCAGGAGCAGACUUUUCAGGGACCUGACGGUCAUCUAGGUCUUGGAAAUGUGAAGAAUAAUUCUUCCGGUUUUGGGGAAAUAACGACUGAGCUUCAUGACCUUCCUGUGGCUACGCCUAGUCAUCAAUUGAUCUCUCAAAGUUCUUCAUCUGGUCCUUGUUUUGAUACUUCACCUGUAUCUUUGUCCGCAUCUGAUGUGAAGCAUACUUUGCAUCAGUUCAGUCAAGAUAACCAUGGGAACCUGCACACAGAAAAUGAUCUUUGUCAUACUGUGAAUGCAACAACUGAACCCAAGCUAGAAGAGACAAUUAUGAAGGGAAAAGCAUGUGGUGAAAACUGGCAAGAUGUCUCUCAGAUUUCUGGCCCAGAUAAAAAACCAAAGCUUACCCCUCUCAGUCAAAUUGGAUUCCGUGAUCCUGCAAGUAUUGGUGCUGGCCAACAACUAACGUUGUUGAGUAUAGAGGUUCAUGCAGAAUCGAGAGGAAAUCUUCGCCCUGAUCCUCGAAUAGAUGCUGUCAAUGUUAUAGUUCUUUCAGUUCAGGAGGAUAAUUGUGCAGCCAUUAAUGUUCUUGUGCUAUUGCAUAGUAAUGAUGGGGAAUCAUGUCAAAGAAAUCCUGAUGGAAUAAAUGGUUGCAAGGUGCUAGUUACCUCUGAAGAGAAGCAGUUAUUUUACCAUUUUGUGCAGAUUAUUGUCUCAUUGGAUCCAGAUAUUUUGAUGGGUUGGGAAAUACAAGGUGGUUCCCUUGGCUUUUUAGCUGAAAGGGCUGCACAUCUUGGUGUGCAUUUGCUGAAUAAAAUAUCUCGGACACCUCUACCGGAAACCAAAAUCACAGCUAAAGCUUCAUCAGAUGGUGAAAAGUCUGUGCCAGAUAAUCUGCUUCCUGAAUCCUUGUUUGGUAAUUCUAUUUUAGAAAAUGCAAUAAUUGAGGAUGAAUGGGGACGCACUCAUGCCAGUGGUGUCCAUGUUGGUGGAAGAAUUGUCCUCAAUGUUUGGCGACUGAUGCGUAAUGAAAUUAAACUUAAUAUGUAUACUCUUGAAUCUGUGGCUGAAGCAGUUCUGAGACGAAAAAUUCCGUCAAUCCCUUGCAGAACAUUGACACAAUGGUUUUCAAGCGGUCCUGGUCGAGCGAGAUUUCAAUGUAUAGAAUAUGUUAUAGAGAGAUCAAAGCUGAUCCUUGAGAUUAUGAAUCAACUUGAUAUGAUAAAUCGCACAUCAGAGCUUGCCCGUGUCUUUGGCAUUGACUUCUUUUCAGUUCUAUCUCGGGGUUCUCAAUAUCGUGUUGAAUCUAUGCUUCUGAGAUUGGCACACACACAAAACUACCUUGCCAUUUCUCCUGGCAAUCAACAGGUAGCUUCACAACCUGCAAUGGAGUGCCUACCUCUUGUAAUGGAGCCAGAAUCUGGAUUUUAUGCAGACCCAGUUGUUGUUUUGGAUUUUCAGUCUCUUUAUCCAUCAAUGAUAAUCGCAUACAAUCUCUGCUAUUGUACUUGCCUCGGGAAAGUUGUGCCUUCAAAAGUAAAUACGCUUGGUGUGAGCUCUUUCUCACCAGAUCCACAACUUCUUUCAAAGCUAAAACACCAAAUACUGUUAACUCCGAAUGGUGUUAUGUAUGUCCCUCCAAAGGUUCGGAAAGGCAUACUACCUCGUUUAUUGGAGGAAAUUCUGUCAACCAGGAUCAUGGUGAAACAGGCAAUGAAGAAGUUGACGCCUUCACAAAGAGUUCUAUUUAGGAUAUUCAACGCAAGACAGCUGGCUUUGAAGCUGAUAGCAAAUGUCACUUAUGGUUAUACAGCUGCGGGCUUCAGCGGCCGCAUGCCCUGUGCAGAACUUGCUGACAGUAUUGUUCAGUGUGGCCGCAGAACCCUGGAGACUGCUAUCUCGUUUGUAAAUAAGCAUGAUAAGUGGAAUGCAAGAGUGAUAUAUGGUGAUACUGACAGUAUGUUUGUCCUCCUUAAAGGACGCACAAUCAAAGAAUCCUUCAAAAUUGGACAGGAGAUUGCGGCUGCAAUAACUGCAAUGAAUCCACAUCCAGUCACAUUGAAAAUGGAGAAAGUGUAUCACCCAUGCUUCCUUCUUACGAAGAAACGCUAUGUUGGAUUUAGUUUUGAGAGCCCUGAGCAGGCUGAACCAACUUUUGAUGCUAAAGGUAUUGAGACAGUUCGCAGAGAUACCUGUGGGGCUGUUGCAAAGACACUGGAGCAAUCAUUAAGGAUCUUUUUCACUCAUCAGGACAUCUCUAAGCUUAAAUUAUAUUUACAGCGCCAGUGGACAAAAAUUUUACGUGGGAGGGCGUCCCUGCAGGAUUUUGUAUUUGCAAAGGAGGUACGGUUAGGUACUUACAGUUCUAGGGCCUCCUCACUUCCACCAGCUGCAAUUGUGGCCACUAAAGCAAUGAGGAUUGAUCCUAGGGCUGAACCCCGCUAUGCAGAGCGGAUACCAUAUGUUGUAGUCCAUGGUGAACCUGGGGCCCGCCUUGUUGAUAUGGUUGUAGAUCCACUGGAUCUUUUGAGAGUUGAUUCUCCUUAUAGGCUGAAUGAUCUAUAUUACAUCCAGAAGCAAAUAAUCCCGGCACUGCAGCGGGUUUUUGGACUUACUGGUGCUGACCUGAACAAAUGGUUUUUGGAGAUGCCCCGUCCAGUUAGGCCAAACUUAUCUAAACGGCAAAUAACAAAUCAACAGAGAACCAGAAUAGAUUAUUAUUACCUCUCAAAAUCCUGUAUUGUGUGUGGGGACUUGGUCCAAGCAUCAAGCCAUAUGUGCGAUAAUUGUUCUAAGAAGCAAUUGGUGGUCGCUACAGCUGCGAUUGGUAGAACAUCAAAAUUGGAGCGGGACAUUCAACACCUUGCUGCUAUAUGUCAGCAUUGUGGAGGCGGUGACUGGGUGGUUGAAAGUGGGGUGAAGUGCGUGUCACUUGCAUGUGCAGUGUUCUAUGAGAGGCGGAAAGUUCAGAAAGAACUUCAAGCCCUUUCUUCUGUUGCUACAGAAGCCGGUUUCUACCCUAAGUGCAUGGUGGAGUGGUUCUGAGAUGUUUUUCUACUCAAUUUUGUGCAUCUAAAGUAUCCAUCCCAAAAGUUCGAACUAGGAGUUGGAAGUACUCCCAGGUCUAUAAGGGGUAGGGGUUGUAGACUAAUUAGCAGCUAGUGUGGGACUAAACUCCCAACACUCCCCCGCAUGCUUGCCAUCUUCCACGGAAUUUCUCUAAUCAAUCUUGUCCGUCCUGCAUAUAUACAGUCACACACACACACGCACGCGCACACACACACACACACACAAAUAAAUAAAUAAAAACACAUUGUGUGUGUAUAUAUAUAUAUAUAUAUAUAUCAAGGCUGCAUUUCUUAAUUACUAUAUAUUUGUUGUCUCCUUGGUGUUGUAGUUUUUCAUCAAGUUUUCAUGUUAAAUACUUGAGCUUCCCUUUCUGGUUUUGAUUAAGAUGACAAAGGGAACCGAAUCACGAGUUAAUAUUAUAGUUUGUGGUUCUUUCCCAUGAUCAAUAUAUUUUGAGAGAGCCCCUAAUUACUGUUGA
Molecule: messenger RNA, 6374 nt
Organism: Macadamia integrifolia
Lineage: Eukaryota; Viridiplantae; Streptophyta; Magnoliopsida; Proteales; Proteaceae
Product: DNA polymerase zeta catalytic subunit
Exons: 20
Coding region: 317-5872 (1851 amino acids)
Biological process (GO): double-strand break repair via homologous recombination; error-prone translesion synthesis
Cellular component (GO): zeta DNA polymerase complex; nucleus
Molecular function (GO): DNA-directed DNA polymerase activity; nucleotide binding; DNA binding
Source: RefSeq, a predicted model, not a curated record